This is a messenger RNA of Lactuca sativa (garden lettuce), 1299 nucleotides long. The record is from RefSeq and is a predicted model, not a curated record. NCBI's taxonomy places the organism in Eukaryota, Viridiplantae, Streptophyta, Magnoliopsida, Asterales, Asteraceae.
AUAGGAAAGGGCGGGGUUUAACUUUUUGGCGCGUAGUAACUUAGAGCAAAUAUCCCUUAACCUAAUAAACAAUAUACAUCUACACAAAUCAGAGACGCCUCCAUCCAUUCUUCUUGUCGAUCGUUUCCUCCAAGCUCGCCACCUUCUCCCCCGUGAAGCCACCGGCCGGAGACCGUCACACCACCACAGCAACACCGGUGGCCGGAGACCCCACUGCUAGGCUACAGGCAAUGGAUUGGUUUGAAGGUGUGGAGGACACUCGUCUUCUUGUUUCUUCAUCAGAAGGAGAUCCUUCUGCUACUGGAGACGACAUGGGACACUUUCUGGAACUUCGCCAUCCAAAAACUGGAGAAACUGCCAGUUACCUGAUGAUGAAUGGAUGCCUUCAAGAACUCAACUGGUUUAAACAAUCUCAUGGGUCUUGGUUCAUGGGAGAUUAUAUUACUGAAGAUGGUAGAUUGUAUGCUGCUACUCCUGUUGACCCUGUUUUCAUUCUUUUGCCAAUAUUUGAUAAAGCACGAAUGAAGAAUGGAAAUGAUUUAGGGAAGUUUAGGCAACUUGAUGAGAUUAUUUACAUUCAAAAUUAUCCUGGUUAUCAUCAUUUAUCAUCAAUUGCUGAAAAGUCAAUGGAAGUUGUUUGUGAUUGUAAAGAGAUUGGAUCCAUAAAGUUUUUUAGACUCAAUGACUCAAAGGUUUUAUCUUGGAUGUAUUUUAAGGUACAACAACUAAAGCAGACCCUUCUCAAACUGGAUAAAAACUAUGCUGCUCAAACUGAAAAGGAAACAUUGAUUGAUGCAGUCAUGAUUUUGGGUGAAUACAUGGAAGAUGAGCCAUGGUUGAAGCUUCUACGCAACAAUCUUAGGCUAAAUAUUGAUGAGGCAGUUCAAAUUAAGCCACCAAAAACAGAAAUCAUCUCUUCUCCUUCACCAACUUCUGAUUUUUCAUUUAAACCCACACAGAAAAAAAAUCAGGAACAGGUAGGGAGCGACAAGAGAGUAACCCGAAAUAAAAAGGUAAAAAUAGAGACGAAUUCACAUAACAUUAAAGAUAUGUUUACAAGGGCUCCAAAAAAGGGGAAAUGACUUCAAGAAUAUGUCUCUAAUAACACCAAUUUCUAGGGUUUUGUGUUGUGUGACAUCAAGUAGUGAUUAGAGUUGGUAAAAAUAACAUGUUCAAGAUUUUAAGUUAAAUGAGUCAACCAAUUUAAUCUGUUUAAUUACUUGAGUUGAGUUACAGUUUGAAACUUAAUGUGAUUUUGACCUGGCAACCUAUUUAAAUAUAAUAAUUAUUUUUAUUUUA